Drosophila willistoni is the source of this 1779-nucleotide messenger RNA. RefSeq names its product signal transducer and transcription activator. Gene Ontology annotation, biological process: defense response; cell surface receptor signaling pathway via JAK-STAT; regulation of transcription by RNA polymerase II. The coding region runs from base 134 to 1702 and encodes 522 amino acids. Gene Ontology annotation, molecular function: RNA polymerase II cis-regulatory region sequence-specific DNA binding; DNA-binding transcription factor activity, RNA polymerase II-specific. NCBI's taxonomy places the organism in Eukaryota, Metazoa, Arthropoda, Insecta, Diptera, Drosophilidae. The transcript has 4 exons. The record is from RefSeq and is a predicted model, not a curated record.
CCGGAUCGAUGUGGUCAGCCGUACGGCAUUCAAAACAAUUCUAAAUACUAUCAGUAUACAAACAUAUGUAUAAUAAACAUCCGUAAAAUAUAUAGUAAAUUCUAAUUUUCUUUACGUUUGCUUAAACAUUGAUAUGGAACCAACUUUAUCAUAUGAGAGGGCAGUUGAGAAAUUGCUUUCAAAGUGCAAUGAAUUGCAAGUUCUUCCCGACAGAGCAUCUGUGGAAAAAAACAUUUAUUCGAUAUUUCAAGAGUAUUCCAAACUUGUGUCAUUCAGUCAAUAUUUCAAAAACUGUAUCGGGCCAAAUGGUCCAAAUUUUAAUCCGUCACAGUGCCGCAUUUAUAAGUUGCUAUUACAAUUUUUCAACACUUUUCUCGGAUGGACUAAUCAGUUGACAAUAAAUGAGCUUAGUAUAAAAAUUAAACAAAACAUAUUGAGUCUGAUGAAAAUAGUUUGUCAUGUGGAUGUAACAACGCAAAUUUUAAAGAAAGGCAAUUACUUUAAUGCGACUUUUCGAUGUCUCCUUAUGGAUGAUUGGAGCCCGCUAACACCUAGUGUAUGUUGCCAUAUUUUAUCUGGCCCUGAAAUAAAAACACUUCAAGACACCUUGGAUCCUUCUCCAAUAGUAGAGAAUGCAUCUAUUUUUCUUGAGAAUUCAGUGGAGACAUUGGAAUAUAAAGACGGAAAGCGUUGUGCUAUUUUUGAAAAGUUGAAGCUUAUCAAACCUAAACGCUUGUCGAAUUGUAACUCAGUUUUGGAAGAUAAAUGCGCUUUGCUAUUUUGUACUGAGAUUGUCGUGAACACGGAAAAAGUGUUAAUUUGGUCAUUAUCCGAUCCAGUGGUUCAGAUUACCCAUGUUAAUCAAGAGCGAAUUGCUGAGGGUACAAUCUUUUGGAUGACGUAUUUUCCUAUGCAAGCCCCUGAGCCGUUUACUGUUUACGAUAGGGUUUCAUGUCAGGAUUUGACAAUGGCUCUGGAGAAGGAAUUCAAUAAAAGGAUACCUCAUAGGCCCUUGUGUGACGUGAACAUUGCACAUAUAUACAACAGUCUUCAGACACUUGCAGGACAGGAAUCGAUCUCAUCGGAAAUGUUUUUGAAAACGUUGUGGAGGCCAACUCAUUCCUUUUGGCAGUGGUUUUAUAACCUUAUGAAGUUUUUGCAGCCCAGAAGCAGUAACAAUAACGGUAUCAAUGACACUUCGGUGCAGGCUAUAUGGCAAGCUGGUCAUAUUUCUGGCUUCAUAAGCAAUGAAAAAGCUGCAGAACUUGUUAAGGAUCAACGUGUUGGAACUUUUCUAAUUCGCUUCUCCGAAUCAAGCAUGAAUUCUCUAAAUGCUGUUCAAAAGAUGUCGGAUACAUCUGUGCACGUCUAUGCCCCGUGGGAUCAACAACUAGUAAAUUGUGCCGGCUUGGCAACGUGCAUUGACCAACUAUCAGGAGCAGAUUUCUUGCUCUCUGUCUUUUCCAGAGAAAUCAGAGAUCGAAACGAAAUUUUAAGGACACCCGCAACGGAAGGAUCAAAUACGACCAAUUACCCAAGAAGCAUUGGCAUACAAUCUCCAUCAUCAACUGAUAUCAAUAUUAAUAUCGACAUUGAUUUUGACCUUGAUAUUUACUUAAAAGAUUUGCCAUAUCCAUCAACUGAUGUUCCCGACUAUGGUGAAGAAUUAUUUUCUGAACUCAUUAAUAAUCAUGAAUCUUAAAUAAUAUAAGUCAUUUGUGUUAAAUAUUUUUAGUUUGCAGCAUAUAAUUAUACUAUACAAUAAUACUCAAAAAAGAA